Aspergillus heteromorphus CBS 117.55 is the source of this 1886-nucleotide messenger RNA. RefSeq lists its product as uncharacterized. NCBI's taxonomy places the organism in Eukaryota, Fungi, Ascomycota, Eurotiomycetes, Eurotiales, Aspergillaceae. The record is from RefSeq and is a predicted model, not a curated record. Bases 114 to 1868 code for a protein of 584 amino acids. The transcript is spliced from 6 exons.
UCAAAUGCGAUGAACUUCGCCCUCAGUGUAAUCAAUGCUCGCGUCUAGGUCAUGUUUGCGACUAUCGACCACGUUUAUGUUUCCGAGACGAUACCCGUCGGGUAAGAGAGCGGAUGCCGGAUGUCCGGAUAACGGGCAAUGUAGUCUGGGACUCAAAUUCACAGCCCACUAGAAGGAGCUUCUGUGCCACCUCGCCCACAGGUGAUCUUCUCCCGCCUUUCGUGAUGCUCACCUCGGACGAAGAGCGGGAGAGGAAGGCGCAAGCAUCAAUCCCUGGCACCUAUCAUGUGGUUGCUGUUCCAGAGAGUUUUUCUCAGCUUCCUGAAUAUACGGACGGGGCUUCUGAAGGAGACCAGACCAACGUUGCUGUGCUCGAGGUUGAAACCUGCGAUAGUUUCCAAGCAGAGCAUAGUGAUUGGGCGUAUGGACCAAAUGUCGUUGUUCUGAAUAGCUUCAAAUAUACGAAAAGGCAACUAUUUGUUGACAGAAGAAGCACUCCGCCUUCGCCCGAGUCGGACCAGGAGAGUUUCUCAUUAUCUGCGGCUUCUAUCCCGGAAAUGGUUCCAGAUUACACAGAUAACAGCUUACAGCACACGUCAGGGAGCCCCGAGCCGAACCGUUAUGAAAUGGCCCUUGUCGAACAUUUCCGGAGCUUUGUGUAUCCUCAGAUGAUCCCACAAAGCGGAAUGCUCAGCAGUCACUGUCUGGAUGUGGAAGUCUUUGAACAUGAAGCUUCAAGCUUCCCUCCUCUUUAUCAUGCCAUGAUGGCUAUAUCGGCGCUCAGCAUGGUGCGCCAAGGGGUUGAGGAUAUAGACGUCUCCUAUUACUACAGCCAGGUUGCUCCUUUCGCCCAAGGUAGCCUCUGCAGUAACGAGGAUAUCUUAUCGGAUGGACUGUAUUUGACACAUUUUCUGUUGCUUAUCUAUGAGAUUGCGGCUUCCAAACCCAGCGGGUCGAAUCUUUGGUCACAUCAUAUUUCUCGGUUACUACAUCUUACCCUGCUGAGGCAAUCGAUAUCUAGGCCCGAACGGUUCCCUGUCAUUAUCUGGUGGGCUUGCCACGUGGAUUUAUACUCCCUUUUCAGCGGCACGGGAACCGGGGAAUUUGUCCGUGCAGUGCUUGACAACCAGCUGCUCGGGGAACUCCAGUCCCUCUUCUACCCAAUAGGGUCUGACGGCUCGACGCUGAUAUACGCGGAAGAGUACGGGGGCGUGUCUACCAUUGUGCGCUUGUAUCAUGACACUUUUUACCUGGCUAUCCGGCUCGGCCUUCUUGCCGAGGAGUCACGAAGGACAAGAACGCCGUAUUUCGGUAUCCAUUCGCGCUCACAGCAGCAGGAAGCCAAGGAGCUACGCGAUGUGCUAAUCCGACUAUGGGACCAUCAAGAGGUGCGGUUCAUGUUUCAGAACCAUGCCAGUCUUCCCCAGCAGUCGCAAAAUAUGUUGCAACAGCUUUCGAUACUGUUUCACACCUGCCUCCUCCUAUCGUACACCAGUCUUUGGCCGGGACAGCGUCUGGAACCCGGCACGGCGCCCGAAGAGGAAAUCAAUCAUCAUGCGGCGCGAAUCUUACAGAUGGCUUCGACGAUCAUCGACCGAGGCCGAGCAGGCGACCGGUGGUUCAUCACGUUCCCGACAUUUUUGUCGGGCGCUAUCACGGCGUCGAGCGGUCUCAAGAUGAUGGCCUUGGAGCUGCUCUCUAAUAUCGAGGAGAACGAGGUGGGGUACAGUGCAUCGACAACAUGCCAGAUGCUGCAGGCAGUAUACGAGCGCCAGAUCCAACAUUCGGGACGCGGCGGUCAUGCUCUGGAGAUGGACUGGAUUGACGUGCUGGCGGAGCACGGGUUCCAGCUGGUCAAUUAUGGAUGAAGAGAGGGGGGGGGGGGG